Molecule: messenger RNA, 1050 nt
Organism: Maudiozyma barnettii
Lineage: Eukaryota; Fungi; Ascomycota; Saccharomycetes; Saccharomycetales; Saccharomycetaceae
Exons: 1
Coding region: 1-1050 (349 amino acids)
Biological process (GO): NADPH regeneration
Cellular component (GO): cytoplasm
Molecular function (GO): nucleotide binding; oxidoreductase activity
Source: RefSeq, a predicted model, not a curated record
AUGUCUCCUUUAAACAUUGGUGUUGUCGGUACUGGUAUAUUUGCUAGAGACGGCCAUUUACCUGUCUUCCAAGAUCAUCCUGACAAGUUCAAAGUUGUUGCUGCUUUCAACAGCACAAAGUCCAAAGCAUUAGACUUUGCUAAACUUGCUGAGUUCCCAGAAGAAAAAGUCUUCGAUGAUAUGGAUUCCUUGAUCAACGACAAGGACGUCGACUAUGUAGAUGUGUUGUUACCUGCUCAAUUCAACUUGGAUGCUGUUAAGAAAUGUGUCGCUGCUGGUAAACCAGUCCAAAUUGAAAAACCUAUUGCUGCUAAUAUGAAACAAGCUAGAGAAUUGGUUGAAGUCGCUGAAUCUACUGAUUUACCAAUUGCUAUCUCUGAAAAUUGGUCGUUCUUACAAGCUAUCAAUGUCGCAAGAGAACAUUUGCCACGUAUUGGUGAAGUUGUUGGUUUCCAACAUAAUUCCACAGGUCCAUUUGUUUUAAAUAACAAAUAUAUGGCUACUUCUUGGAGACAACAUCCAGAACAUAUCGGUGGAUUUUUAUCUGAUGGUGGUGUUCAUCAAUUAGCUUUGGUUACAGCUUUAGUAGGUGAAAUUGAAUCUAUUUCUGCUUUAACUAGUCAAGUCCGUGAGGCUUCAGGUGAUGAUGAUAUCGUAUUCUCCACGCUUAAGAUUAGAAACUCAAAAUGUAUUGGUUCCUUCAGUUAUGGGUCUGCCUUCGGUGCUACUGACAAAUGGAUCUAUUUGAAGAUCUAUGGUGUCAAUGGUUCCAUCAUGAUUGAACUAAAUAACAAGGCUGCCCCAAUUGUUAGAGUUAAGGUCGGUAGCGACGCAGAACAUUCUGGUGAAGAAGAAGUCUACAACGUUAAGGAAGAUAAAUCCUUCGGUAUUUACGAGGAGUUCACGAAUUUCCAUGAUGCUGUAGCUAAGAAGGAUAAGUCUCUAUUGAUUUCUUCUCCAAGGGCUGCAUUCCAUCAUUUGGCUUGUGUUGCAGCUUUCAUUGAAUCUUCUGCUAAAAAGGGUGAUCAUGUUGAAGUUGAAAGAUAUUAA